Molecule: messenger RNA, 1345 nt
Organism: Cryptotermes secundus
Lineage: Eukaryota; Metazoa; Arthropoda; Insecta; Blattodea; Kalotermitidae
Product: putative methyltransferase C9orf114
Exons: 3
Coding region: 218-1321 (367 amino acids)
Source: RefSeq, a predicted model, not a curated record
UAUUAAUCUGGGGAUCUGGGAUUGAUGGUGGUUACGUGGUUAGGCGGUAUUUGUAGGGUUUGUAGGCUUUGUAGCUUUUUAGGGUAGGGUGAACGGGGGUUGUCGGUUUUGGCCGGCUUGUGAUAGUAAUAGGGGCCUGUGCCGAUUUUGAUUCUUAGGUUGGCGAAAUUUUAAAAUACUACAGCAUUGUGUGCAAGGGUGAAAAAUAAAGUUGUCAAUGGAGCCUCAUAAAGUGAACCUGAAAAAUAAAAGCCACUCAUUUAGCGAACUGAAACGGCAGAAAAGCGAGAGAAAGAAGCGGAAAGAAGAGAAGUUGCUAAAAGUUAUCGAUGUUCGGAACGUGAAUAGAAAAUGUAGUAAUAAGGAACUUGGAAAUAAAACCCCCCAAAUUUGCACAUUAAGUAUAGCAGUGCCAGGGUCCAUUCUUGAUAAUGCCCAGUCUCCAGAACUCCGUACGUACCUUGCUGGGCAGAUUGCACGAGCAGCCUGCAUUUUUAAAAUUGAUGAAGUUGUGGUAUUUGAUGAUUUGGGCAGUAAGAACAUUGCUGAUAAUUCCAUACAAGAAAAUAGUGAUAAUGAAGGGAAGAUUGUGAGACGAUGUUGUAUUCAGUUGGCAAGAAUAUUGCAAUAUCUUGAAUGCCCACAGUACUUACGGAAAAGUUUCUUUCCUAUUCAUAAAGAUCUGCAAUACGCAGGCCUCCUAAAUCCAUUAGAUGCCCCUCAUCACUUGCGACAGAAUGAUGAAUUUGCCUUCAGAGAAGGCGUUACAACUAAUCUUCCAGUGAGAGCAGGCAAAGGUUCUGCUGUCAACUGUGGUCUACUCAAAGAUGUAAUUGUUGACAAAAGCCUAACACCCGGCAUCCGUGUGACAGUGAAACUUCUGCAGGCUUGUGAAGGCUCAAAAAAACUUCAUGGAAUAAUUGUACCACCAUCUCUGCCAUCUGCAGAGACUGGCGUUUACUGGGGCUACACAGUCCGGAUAGCACAGUCACUAGGGGAAGUCUUCUCACAAGCGCCAUAUCCUGAAGGAUAUGACCUCACCAUUGGAACUUCUGAGAGAGGGGACAAAACAGAUGACAUUCCUCUUAAAGGUCUUCCAUAUAAUCAUGCACUUAUUGUAUUUGGAGGUCUCCAAGGACUUGAGGCAGCACUGGAUAAUGAUGAAAUGUUGACAGUAAAUGAUCCAGCUCUGGUGUUUGACCAUUAUCUCAACACUUGCCCUGGGCAAGGGUCAAGGACAAUAAGAACUGAAGAAGCUAUUCUCAUUAGUCUUGCAGAACUACGGAUGAAGUUAGUUCCAAAAAUAAAUAGUACUGUGUAAAAAUAGUUGUAAGGAACUCACGUC